AUGUCGGCCGUACUUUUCCUGAAUAAGUCUCUGAGCAGACUUCCACCGAGUGUGGCUCGGCAGGUGGUCGGCUGCUGUUACCACACCGAGAGAGGUGUUUACGGGUACCGGCCCAAACAGACCGAGAGGACACUGAAGUUAGACAGCGACCGCAUCGCAGCGCUGAACCAAGAUCAUGGUCUUGCCCGUCUGGUGGAGGCAUACAGAGCAUAUGGACACAAGGCUGCUAAAAUUAACCCCCUACUGCCCCAGAAGCCUGUAACUGACAACAUCCCGGAGAUAAACAUGCUGAAUGGCACCAUCACAGGAAAACUCAACACCUCAGGUCUAAGACACUUUGGCAAGGCAGAGGCUUCAGUGGAGGAGGUUCAGGCCUACCUGGAAGGAGCCUACUGUGGCCACCUGUCAGUGGAGACCAGCCAGCUGAGCAGCAUGGAGGAGAGGGAGUGGUUUGCUGACCGCUUUGAGGAACUCAAGAAGAUGAGUUUCUCCACCGAGGAGAGGAAGAAGCUGGCCAAGCUCAUGCUGGAGUCUCAGGAAUUCGACCACUUUCUGGCCACCAAGUUUGCCACUGUGAAACGUUACGGAGGAGAAGGAGCAGAGAGCAUGAUGGGCUUCUUCCAUGAGCUUUUCCACCACUCGGCCCACAGCGGAGUCACUGACAUCGUCAUCGGCAUGCCGCACAGAGGCCGACUCAACCUCCUGACAGGCCUGCUGAAGUUCCCACCCGAGCUCAUGUUCCGUAAGAUGCGCGGCCUUAGCGAGUUCCCGGAGACCUCACCUGCCAUCGGUGACGUCCUCUCCCACCUCACCUCCUCAGUGGAGCUGGAUUUCGGAGCUGAACACCCUCUUCAUGUGACAAUGCUGCCCAACCCAUCUCACCUCGAGGCGAUCAACCCCGUGGCUCAGGGCAAAACCCGAGCCAGGCAGCAGCUCAGACAGGAAGGAGACUAUUCACCUGAAGACAGCGCGCAGCCCGGGGACCAAGUCGUCUGUCUGCAGGUCCAUGGUGACGGCUCUUUCACUGGCCAAGGGAUCGUUCCAGAAACUCUGACCCUCUCAAACCUGCCUCACUACAGAGUCGGUGGGAGCAUCCACCUCAUUGUGAACAACCAAGUGGGCUACACCACUCCAUCAGAGAGAGGGAGAUCCUCUUUGUACUGUAGUGACGUCGGUAAGAUGGUGAACUGUGCUGUGAUCCACGUAAACGGCGAUGAUGCAGAGGAGGUGCUGCGGGCCACUCGGCUGGCUGUAGAGUACCAGCGGCUCUUCAGGAAAGACAUCAUCCUGGACCUGAUCUGCUACCGUCAGUGGGGCCACAACGAGCUGGAUGAGCCUUUCUUCACCAACCCGGCCAUGUACAAGAUCAUCCGAUCUCGUAAGAGCGUCCCCGACUCCUACUCAGACCUGCUGAUCUCUGAGGGUCUGAUGACCGAUGUUGAGCGUGACGAGAUCAAGUCUAAGUACUACAGCAUGCUCAACGACAAGCUGGCCAACAUGACCGUGUACAGCCCUCCACCCACCAACCUGCAGGGCCGCUGGGGGGACCUGGUGGAACCCCAGGCCAGAGUCACCACCUGGGACACGGGCGUCCCCAUUCCCCUGCUGCAGUUUGUAGGAGCAAAGUCUGUGGACAUCCCUGAGCAAGUCCAGCUGCACAGCCACCUUGGAAAGACUCACACACAGGCUAGGCUGAACAAGUUGGAAGAAGGAACCAAACUGGACUGGUCCACAGCAGAGGCCUUGGCUUUGGGCUCUCUCCUCUCUCAAGGCUUUAAUAUUCGAAUCAGCGGACAGGAUGUUGGAAGAGGCACGUUCAGUCACCGACACGCCAUGGUUGUUUGCCAAGACACUAAUGACAUGUACAUCCCUCUGAACAACAUCAGCCCUCAGCAGACAGGUUUCCUCGAGGUGUGCAACAGCCCGCUGUCUGAGGAAGCGGUGCUUGGGUUUGAGUACGGUAUGAGCAUCGCCCAGCCGAAGCUUCUGCCCAUCUGGGAGGCUCAGUUUGGAGAUUUCUUCAACGGAGCGCAGAUCAUCUUUGAUACCUUCCUCUCCGGAGGUGAAGCCAAGUGGCUGCUGCAGAGCGGGUUGGUGAUCCUGCUGCCUCACGGGUACGAUGGAGCCGGACCUGAACACUCAUCCUGCCGUAUGGAACGCUUCCUCCAGAUGUGUGACAGUAAAGAAGAGGGUGUGGACGGUGACAACGUGAACAUGGCUGUGGUCAACCCCACCACAUCUGCUCAGUAUUUCCACCUGCUGAGGAGGCAGAUGAUCCGGAACUUCCGCAAACCUCUCAUUGUGGUUGGACCCAAGAUGCUGCUCAGAUUCUCUGGGGCAGCGUCCAGUCUGGCUGAAAUGGCACCAGGAACGUCUUUCAGACCAGUGUUGGGUGACACUUCAGUCUCACCUCAAAGUGUCCAGAAGGUGGUGCUGUGCUCUGGGAAGCAUUACUACGCCCUGCUGAAACAGAGGGAGACAGCAGGAGCCAACCAGAACACAGCGCUCAUCCGACUGGAGGAGCUGUGUCCGUUUCCACUGGACGCUCUGCAGCAGGAGCUCAAAAAAUACCCCAACGCCAAAGAGUUUGUGUGGAGUCAGGAGGAGCCGCAGAACAUGGGUCCCUGGUCGUUUGUAGCACCCAGGUUUGAGAAGCAGCUGGCCUGCAAGCUCCGGUUAGUGAGCCGACCUGCUCUGCCCGCCCCUGCUGUCGGUAUCGGGACCCUCCAUCACCAGCAGCAAGAGGCCAUCCUCACUGCGACCUUCUCCUGAAAGACUCAGCGAGACUAAAUGGGAACUACAAUAAGCACUGCUGCACGAGCAUCAGCACUACACUACAUACUGGUAUCUGCCGUGGUCCUCCAAACCAUUGCUGCUACAUGUGCUGCAUGGGAGAUACUCGGGACCUUUUAGACGAUGCAUGUGCAGCUUAAAAGAUAAAUUGGGCACUAAUAAACAGAACAAAGGAAAGGAAGUGUUUAAGAGAAUAGUGUUGGUAUUUUUUUUUAUCUCUUACAGUCAGACACAGGGUUGUAAUUAUUAUUUUAUGGUUUCGAAGAAAGGCUUAUAUUCCCGUCUGCUUGUUUCUAAUAUAUUUCCCCCUCUCUCUCUCAUUUAAUAUGCCUGUACUCUUUAUGUGUUCAACGGCAAGGCACUGUGGUAGCACAAAGAACAACUGCUGAUGUGUUUCAGAUGUGAAUCGAGGCCUUAGAGACGAUGUUUACAAUGUGAUUGAAGUAACUGUUGGCUGACUAACGUAUUUGUAGCACUUGGGACUUUAUCUUACCUGACAAACUGGCACAUACUUCACGUUUCAGGAAUCAAAACUGUUACAUCAUCUUACAUUUUCAGUCCACACAAGUUGUCCAUGUUUGUAGUGUUCUCAACAGACAAUAUCAGUAAAGGUUGUUAGAAAUAUCCUUAAAAUGAUUUAUGUAAGAACAAGAUUUCUGAAGACACACAAAAGAGUUGUUCCCAUUUUGACUGCUGAGUGUUGUAUCCAGGUGUAUUUGGAUAUUUCAUGGCACAAAUUUGGGCUAAUAAGUACUGGAUCAUUAUCAUUAUUUAAUCAAAGUUCCAACAAAGGCAGAAAAAAUAAAGGCAUUAAGGGCUAAUGUGAAUACACCAAAUCAGGUAGAUAUUAAAUGGAAAUAUUUUCAAAUAAAUCUAUUUUCAUGUUUCAUGCA
This is a messenger RNA of Epinephelus lanceolatus (giant grouper), 3686 nucleotides long. It is a transcript of the gene dhtkd1, whose product is annotated as dehydrogenase E1 and transketolase domain containing 1. The record is from RefSeq and is a predicted model, not a curated record. Lineage: Eukaryota; Metazoa; Chordata; Actinopteri; Perciformes; Serranidae. Gene Ontology annotation, molecular function: thiamine pyrophosphate binding; oxidoreductase activity, acting on the aldehyde or oxo group of donors, disulfide as acceptor.